AUGGCUCAAAAUAAAGACACAAUUAAGUCACUACGUAAACAAAACGACGAUUUAAAAGAGGAAAUUGCAAAUUUAAGAACAGAUUUUAAAUGUAAGGAACCAAGUGAGGAAACGCAAAAGAGUUUAAACUACUUGGGAGAGGAAUAUGAUGAUUUAAAAGGCUUUAGCAACACUGCAAAGCAACAGAUUUCACGUCUAGAAUCACGCCUAACGGAAAUAACCAAAAGAGUUGAACUCCUGUCCAAAUCAUUUGACGAAGCCCAGCAGUAUAGUUAUUCCUACAACGUAAAACUGAUGGGAAUUCCACAUCUUAAACCUAGAGAAUCUGCACAGGAAACGAGCGAACUUUGUGCUAAAAUCUUCCAGAAAAUGGGAGCUGAAGUAACCUUACAAGACAUUGAUAUUGCCCACCUCGUGCCAACGAGGAAGACAAAUGAUAAACCAAAGCCGAUUAUCUGUAAAUUUACUCGACGCCUUGCCCGCGAGCAAGUUAUGGCGGCGAGGAAGUAUCUAAAGAAAUUAGACCCAAGCAGCUCUGGUUUACCUGUUGAAUCAACGUUGAUGUAUGCAGCUGUAUAUGACUAUUUAACUCCACGCAAUCAACAACUGUUAGCAGAAGCAAAAAAAUUCCAAAAUGAAAAUGGCUUUAGUUACUGCUGGACUAAGAACGGAUUGAUCUAUCUACGAAAGACGGAAGGCUCAAACCCAAUCAAAAUAACUCAACGAAGCGAUAUGGCAAACAUAGUUGUAAGCACAAGUUAA
Dendronephthya gigantea is the source of this 762-nucleotide messenger RNA. RefSeq lists its product as uncharacterized. NCBI's taxonomy places the organism in Eukaryota, Metazoa, Cnidaria, Anthozoa, Malacalcyonacea, Nephtheidae. The transcript is spliced from 2 exons. Bases 1 to 762 code for a protein of 253 amino acids. The record is from RefSeq and is a predicted model, not a curated record.